UAUCUAGCCAGACCAGAGGUUAUAUAGUAAUAAGAAGAAGAAUUAAACCACAGUGAUGAAAGUUUAUUUUCAUAGUUUUUAAUGUGAAAAUUUAAAUAUUAUUUACUGAAACCGUGCAACUAUUUUACAAUAAUCAUGUCAACUCCCGGAAAUGCUAUGGAUUCUCUUAGUGCGGCUUUGAAGUGUAACAUAAUUCCAAAUCAAGAGUACCUUUUACAGGGUUCAGUGCUGGAUCAAUAUGUUGAAGUUCUAUUACAUCGUUUAAGGGGUUUAUGUGACAACGUUGAUAGUGGCCCGGAGACAUUUCAUGAUCACGAACUAUGUUUUUCCUUACGAAUAAAUACAGGAGGUACCAACGCGAUGCCAAUGUCCGUAUUUUCCCUAAGAGUUCGUCGAGCAUUAGAUGUAAACGAUACACCAUUUCAAUUACGAUAUAUUGGACAGCAAGAGUUAGGAGAUAAAAAUAGACCAACAGUAGUUAGAUCAAGUAUUGACAUGGCUUGCAGUUCUACAAUAAUAGACUUUUUAACUGAACUUGGUUGUAGACUUGAUUUUGAAUAUAUUGCUAGAGGAUAUAUGUUCAGGAAAGGUAGAAUGAAAAUUACAGUUUCUAAAAUUUUUAAAAUGGGUGGAAGUAAGCCUGGUGAAAGUGUUGAACCUAUUUCUCAAAGUUACUUGGUUGAACUUUCUGUUUUGGCACCAUCUGGACAAGAUGCUAUUGGUGAAGAUAUGAGAAUAUUUGCUGAACAGCUACGACCUUUAGUACAGUUAGAAAAAAUUGAUUACAAAAGACUGGGUAAUAUUAUGUAAUUUAUUUAUGUUUUCAUAUAUGUAGUUUAUAAGAAAGAUAAUAAAAGAAGCUUAAACUCUUCAUGUGUUGUGUUAUCUUUUUAUCAGUAUUAAUCUGAAUGAGAAAGAAUUAACUUUUAUUAAAGUAUUGCACUUAUUGUCUUUUAUUUUAUGAU
Diorhabda carinulata is the source of this 965-nucleotide messenger RNA. It is a transcript of the gene MED18, whose product is annotated as mediator of RNA polymerase II transcription subunit 18. The transcript has a single exon. Gene Ontology annotation, biological process: regulation of transcription by RNA polymerase II; termination of RNA polymerase II transcription. The record is from RefSeq and is a predicted model, not a curated record. Gene Ontology annotation, cellular component: mediator complex; core mediator complex. The coding region runs from base 136 to 810 and encodes 224 amino acids. Gene Ontology annotation, molecular function: transcription coregulator activity. NCBI's taxonomy places the organism in Eukaryota, Metazoa, Arthropoda, Insecta, Coleoptera, Chrysomelidae.